GCUCAUAAUCAUCUUCGUUCUCGAAUUAAUUAGUUGAUUAAGCAAAAAAAAAAAAAAAAUUUGCCAUUGAAGGGGCACGCAGAAAACUCUGUCUGCGUCUCCGAAGUCCGAACCCAACUCUCUUCUCCUUCUCUCGAUCUGAUCCGUUUCUACUUCUCUCGAUAUCGAACCAAUUGGAAGGUUUAAUCACGAGGAAGCUUCUUGGGGAAAGUUUAGCAUCUGAUUUGUAUCUGAAAAAAAAAAACGUCAGACGAUCCUCUUCUUUCAAAAAAAGGAGAGAUUUUGACUGAUUCAUUAGACGCCAUGGACGUUCCUAGCUCUUGGGAUGCUUUACGCAAACAGGCUAGAAAGAUUGAAGCUCAGCUCGACGAGCAGAUGCAUUCUUAUCGCAGACUUGUUUCCACUAAUAAGGCUUUGACAAAGUCGGAUGGUGCAGAGAGUGAUCUUGAAGCUGGGAUUGACUUACUGCUAAGGCAACUUCAGCAAGUUAAUGCGCAGAUGCAAGCUUGGGUUUCUUCUGGUGGUUCCGAAAUGGUUUCACAUACUUUAACUCGACAUCAAGAGAUCCUUCAAGAUCUCACACAGGAGUUUUAUCGACACCGCUCAAGUCUUAAAGCAAAACAAGAGCAUGCUUCACUUCUUGAGGACUUUAGAGAAUUCGAUCGGACUAGAUUAGACUUAGAAGAAGGGGGUGGCUCUACAGAACAAGCCCUGCUCAAAGAGCAUGUUGGAAUCAACCGCAAUACAGCGCAGAUGGAUGGUGUUAUUUCACAAGCUCAGGCAACGCUGGGUACACUCGUGUUUCAGCGUUCAACUUUUGGAGGCAUCAACUUUAAGCUUAGCAAUGUCACCAGCCGUCUGCCCACGGUGAACACUAUUCUGUCAGCGAUAAAGAGGAAAAAGUCGAUGGAUACAAUCACUCUUUCACUCGUUGCGGCUGUAUGCACUUUUCUCAUACUCAUCUACUGGCUAACCAAGUAGAAAUUGCCCGUUUCUUUGGAUUCAUCUCUCUGCAGGGCCACGUCGGGUUUUCCCCAUUAUGUUGAUUUGUUAUGUGAUCAUCAGUGUUCUAGUAAAGAAUCUAAAGAUCAAAACUAUAAAUAUUUUGUGCAAGUGUACAGCGAACUUCAUUCCUACUUUCCGGUUUAGCUUAUUCAACCGUAUGAUUCUCUCGUCUUA
Molecule: messenger RNA, 1179 nt
Organism: Brassica napus (rape)
Lineage: Eukaryota; Viridiplantae; Streptophyta; Magnoliopsida; Brassicales; Brassicaceae
Product: Golgi SNAP receptor complex member 1-1
Exons: 5
Coding region: 304-981 (225 amino acids)
Biological process (GO): vesicle fusion; endoplasmic reticulum to Golgi vesicle-mediated transport
Cellular component (GO): cis-Golgi network; SNARE complex; Golgi membrane
Molecular function (GO): SNAP receptor activity
Source: RefSeq, a predicted model, not a curated record